Scleropages formosus (Asian bonytongue) is the source of this 1334-nucleotide messenger RNA. Its product is annotated as glutathione S-transferase Mu 3-like. The record is from RefSeq and is a predicted model, not a curated record. The coding region runs from base 138 to 797 and encodes 219 amino acids. Gene Ontology annotation, biological process: glutathione metabolic process. Lineage: Eukaryota; Metazoa; Chordata; Actinopteri; Osteoglossiformes; Osteoglossidae. Gene Ontology annotation, molecular function: glutathione transferase activity. The transcript is spliced from 8 exons.
CCCUCACUUGGCUUAAUAGAGAGGCGGAGUCACGUGGCUCUUCGCAAGUCGCUCGCACCGCCUGAGACAAAGUGUGCGCCCGAGCCGUGCUGAGAGGGUCCGUGUGCUGUUCUACAGAAAGUGUGAGCGAAGACACCAUGGCGAUGAAGUUGGCCUACUGGGAUAUCCGUGGGCUCGCCCAGCCCAUUCGCCUGCUCCUGGAGUACACGGGAACUUCGUACGAGGAGAAGUUCUACUCCUGUGGUGAAGCUCCCAACUAUGACAAAAGCUGCUGGUUUGACGAAAAGGAGAAGCUUGGGAUUGACUUCGCCAAUCUCCCCUACCUGGUGGAUGGCGACAGGAAGAUUGUCCAGAGCAAUGCCAUCAUGAGAUACAUUGGACGCAAACACAAUCUUUGCGGGGAAAGCGAGGACGAGAUCGUCCGGGUGGACAUCCUGGAGAACCAGGCGAUGGACUUCCGCAAUGGAUUUGUCAUGAUGUGCUACACGGACUUUGACAGAAUAAAGCCAGAUUACCUGCAGAAGCUGCCUGGCCUCCUGAAGCAGUUCUCCGACUUCCUUGGAGACAAGAAAUGGUUUGCCGGUGACAAGAUCACCUUUGUAGAUUUCAUCAUAUAUGAGCUUCUUGACCAGCAUCGCAUGUUCGAACCGACAUGUCUGGAUAAGUUCAAGAACCUGACUGACUUCCUGGACAGGUUCGAGGGUCUGGAGAAGAUCGCUGCCUACAUGAAGUCCGAGAGGUUCAUGAAGACACCGGUGAACAACAAGAUGGCCAAGUGGGGCAACAAGAAGGAGUGACAUGGUGGUGGUGGGCGGAGCUUCUUCUGCAGCCCUCACAUUCGCCAUAGUCAUAUGAAACAUCAAAACACACUUGUGGGCUUGUUGGUCACCUUUCAUACACUUUUAGAUGCAAAUAGGUGAUAUCAGGGUAGCAUAUUGUGGUGCCAAGUUUAGAUGAACGAACGCAUGCCGUGUGUUUGUGUCAGGCUGAUGGAGGAAGAGCAAAGGCUGCACGUUCAGUUUGCUUCCGCAGGGUUCCAGCUCAGUCGGCCAUGAGGUCUCCAAUAACUGUCUGCUUUAACUUUCUGAGCGCAAAUAACUAAACUGCUAAAACAGUGUGGGGGGGGCACAGUGAGGACUUGUUUUAUCUGCCAGUUUCUAUAGUGAAACAUUGGAGAACGACAAGCACCAGAAUUAACGUUUUGUACUUGUAAUCUAACAGUUGAAGUCAACAUAAGUGCCUUUUCUCUGUCUUUCUGCGCUUUACAACACUCAGUGUGGGGAAGCUACUUGUGUACAACUUUGCUUCUGCUAAUAAAGCCCUCUUGGAACAGC